Messenger RNA from Sinocyclocheilus grahami, 1053 nucleotides. RefSeq names its product GTPase IMAP family member 4-like. The transcript is spliced from 2 exons. The record is from RefSeq and is a predicted model, not a curated record. The coding region runs from base 1 to 1053 and encodes 350 amino acids. Gene Ontology annotation, molecular function: GTP binding. NCBI's taxonomy places the organism in Eukaryota, Metazoa, Chordata, Actinopteri, Cypriniformes, Cyprinidae.
AUGCGAGUGAAAGUCUUGUAUCGCAGCGUGCAGCAGGUCACUGUAGCGCAGACAAGAUACGCCGAUGUGAAGCGUGCUCUGAGAGAUAAUAUCAUUUUAUUUCUCCUAUUUUUAUCUCCUCUAAUCAUAUCAGAUCUCAGGAUCGUGUUGGUGGGUAAAACUGGAAUAGGUAAGAGCGCAUCAGGAAACAGCAUCCUGGGACAAAAGAUAUUCGGAGAAAAAUUGUCUUCGCAAUCUGUGACCGAGAAAUGCCAACAACAUCAGCAGAUGGUAGAUGGUAAAAUCAUCUCAGUGAUCGACACUCCAGGACUGUGUGAUACAUCAAUGAGUGAAGAACAACUGAAGAAUGAGUUAGUGAAGUGUGUCGAGAUGUCUCUUCCUGGUCCUCAUGCAUUUCUUCUUGUCAUUAGACUGGACGACAGAUUCACAAAUGAACAGAAAAUUACAGUGAAAUGGAUUCAGAGAAACUUUGGAGAAGAUGCCACUCAUUACACCAUCAUUCUGUUCACUAGAGGAGAUCAGUUAGAUAUACCUAUAGAGGAGUUUCUGACAAAAGAUAAGGCAUUUAAAAGCUUAAUUGAACAGUGUGAAGGCAGGUAUCAUGUUUUCAAUAACGGAGAUACAAACCGAGAUCAAGUAAAUAAACUGCUGGAGAAGAUAGACACAAUGGUGAUGGAGAACGGAGGACAGCAUUACACCAGUAACAUGUACAAUGAUGCUCAGAGAAAAAUCAGAGAUGAAGAAAGGAAGAUGAGAGAGGAAGAGAGGAGAAGAAUGGGAGCAUAUGUAGAAAAUAUAAGGCAGGAAGAAAAAAACAGGCUGAAAAAGAAGGCAAAAAAUGUAGCAUUAGUGGCAGCAGCUGUAGCAGGUGCAGGAGCAGCAGUUACUGGAGGCGCAGCAUUAGUUGCUGCUACUGGAGGAAUAGCACUACCUGUAGUUUUAAUCGGAGGAGGAGUGCUUAUCUCGGGAGGAACAAGUGGAAAACUUAUUGCAGAUAAAAUUAAAGAAGCAAAUUCAGUCAGGGGUGUAAACUCUAUUCCCCCUGACUGUUAA